GCCCCCACCCCCUCCCGCGUCCAGCCCCGCGCUCCCCACCUUGUAAAACAAAGCCGGGGAAAAUGCCUGCCCGUGCAGCUCGGAGCGCGCAGCCCGUCUCUGAAUAAGAAGUGAGUACCGUGGCGUGUGUGUAAAAGGUUCAAGUCCAUCUUUUGCAAAAUAAAAGAGAACAUUUUGAAUGCUGCAUGCCUCAUGCUGCCCAGCGCCUCGCCGGAGAAACCCGGCUCUAGCGCAGGAGUGGCGGCACCUGACUUGCUGGAUCCAAAAUCUGCCGCUCAGAACUCCAAGCCCAGGCUCUCAUUUUCCACGAAACCCACCGUGCUUGCUUCCCGGGUGGAGAGUGACACGACCAUUAAUGUUAUGAAAUGGAAGACGGUCUCCACGAUUUUCCUGGUGGUUGUCCUCUACCUGAUCAUCGGAGCCACCGUGUUCAAAGCAUUGGAGCAGCCUCACGAGAUUUCCCAGAGGACCACCAUCGUGAUCCAGAAGCAAACCUUCAUUUCCCAGCACUCCUGUGUCAACUCGACUGAGCUGGACGAGCUCAUCCAGCAAAUAGUGGCAGCAAUAAAUGCAGGGAUUAUACCGUUAGGAAACACCUCCAAUCAAAUCAGUCACUGGGACUUGGGAAGUUCCUUCUUCUUUGCUGGCACUGUUAUUACCACCAUAGGUAGGAGACAACUUAUUUU
Molecule: messenger RNA, 686 nt
Organism: Myotis brandtii (Brandt's bat)
Lineage: Eukaryota; Metazoa; Chordata; Mammalia; Chiroptera; Vespertilionidae
Gene: KCNK2
Product: potassium channel, two pore domain subfamily K, member 2
Exons: 3
Biological process (GO): stabilization of membrane potential; potassium ion transmembrane transport
Cellular component (GO): membrane
Molecular function (GO): potassium ion leak channel activity; outward rectifier potassium channel activity
Source: RefSeq, a predicted model, not a curated record